Messenger RNA from Somion occarium, 754 nucleotides. NCBI's taxonomy places the organism in Eukaryota, Fungi, Basidiomycota, Agaricomycetes, Polyporales, Cerrenaceae. The record is from the annotation of a GenBank genome assembly.
AGCUCUUGGCUCUCGACCACCAACUACCUCACAUGGAAGAUAUCCCGUCAAUAUCCUCGGGCACCGUAGGCUCCCGCUUUGUUUCUCAAGACGAGCUUGAGAUCGCAAAAGCGCGACGAGACGAGCAAUGGAAAGCUGCAUACGCCAGACUAGGACAGGAACCUCCCCCACCUCCUGCAGAAGACGUAUUCGAUGGCCGCAGCCUUGCUGAGAAAUUGGCGGCAAAUCGAGCAGCCAAACAAGAGGAAUGGGAAGAGCGUAAUAAGCUAGGGAACCAGUUUCGUGCUCUAGAGGAGGAUGAGGUCCUAUUUCUGGAUUCCGUACUGGAGAAGCAACGUGAAGAAGAACGUUUGCGCGAAGAAAUGGAUGGAAAAGAGCUGAAGAACUUUCGAGAGGCAGUCGCAGCUCGCGAGAGCGCCACCACCAAGCCACCUCCGAUCAUCACCGCUGUAUCCUCAUCUAACUCUGCGCCACCUGUGAAGAAUAACAAACCUACGACGACGUCUGCGGUGAAGAAGGAUACGAAGAAAUCUUUAAAAGGUGUUCUGGUCAAGAAGAAGAUGAAACCAACACCCGCUAGUGCGCCACCGCCUGUUGACAAAUCGAAGGCGGCCGAGCGACAACUAUCACGACAAAACGAUUCAGCUAAUGACAGUGACAAUGACAAGGCCCAACCUCCACAAGCAAAACGUCGGAAGCUAUCAAAGCCGAGUCUAUCAUGACCCUUGAUUCCCUGUAUAAUAUUGAUACAUUC